Messenger RNA from Xenopus laevis (African clawed frog), 777 nucleotides. RefSeq names its product claudin 14 S homeolog (gene cldn14.S). The coding region runs from base 1 to 711 and encodes 236 amino acids. Gene Ontology annotation, cellular component: membrane; bicellular tight junction; plasma membrane. Gene Ontology annotation, molecular function: structural molecule activity. The record is from RefSeq and is a predicted model, not a curated record. The transcript has a single exon. Lineage: Eukaryota; Metazoa; Chordata; Amphibia; Anura; Pipidae.
AUGGCAAGCAUGAUUCUACAGCUCCUGGGGUUUUCUGUGGCCCUUAUUGGUUUCAUAGGGACCAUUGUUGCAACGGUGCUGCCCCACUGGUGGAGGACGGCUCAUGUUGGCACCAAUAUCAUCACUGCUGUGGCAUACAUGAAGGGACUGUGGAUGGAGUGUGUGUGGCACAGUACAGGUAUUUACCAAUGCCAGGUCCACCAGUCGCAGUUGGCACUCCCAAGAGACCUUCAGGUUGCUCGAGCCAUGAUGGUUGUGGCCUGUGUUUUGUCGGUUCUUGCUUCUGUUGUGUCGGUCUGUGGCAUGAAGUGCACCCAGUGUGCCAAGGGGUCCUCAUCCAAGAGGAUGAUAGCUGCUUUUGGAGGAGUCUUCUUUGCACUGGCCGGCCUCAUGUGCUUGAUUCCAGUCGCAUGGUCUACUAAUGAUGUGGUUCAAGACUUUUACAACCCAGGACUACCUUAUGGAAUGAAGUAUGAGAUUGGGCAGGCUCUCUACGUUGGCUUCAUCUCAGGAGGGCUAUCAGUGAUCGGAGGUAUCAUAAUACUUUCCACAUCAUGUCAAAGGGACAACACUCCUCUUCCUUACACUCCUCAUAGACGCUACCCAAGAAAGGCUCCAACGAGCAGAUCUCAGCCCGUCAACAAAAGCAACCGUGUACCGUCAUGGUCAUCUGCUUCUCGCCAUGGUUAUCACCUUAAUGACUUUGUAUGAGGACACCGCUAUGACACUGACUAUUUCGGGAUUUCCCCUAGUUCCACGAAACGUUAUUUAUACCAA